Messenger RNA from Lymnaea stagnalis (great pond snail), 8473 nucleotides. The record is from the annotation of a GenBank genome assembly. Lineage: Eukaryota; Metazoa; Mollusca; Gastropoda; Lymnaeidae.
ACCACUACGUUUAUAACGUUAAAAAUUAAUGAUAGUAUGAAUCAUCAUACUAUGAUAGAAAUAUAAUAAUUAAAAAAUAAUUAGGUCUAGUAACUAAACAACAGCCACAAUAUGUAGAACUAUAUUUAUUAUGAUAGUGUUAACAUAUUAUCAGCAGUGUCAUCUAGCUUCUCCAGCCGGUGGGAUAAACGCUCUGUCUGUUUCACUCGGGCAUUUUCAGUCAGAAAUUUCAGAAAAAAACAACGAAAAGACAAAGAUUGAAGGCAAGAAGUUUGAAAGGUCUGUCACCUGUGCCUGUGCAGCUAUGUGUUGUUACCAGAAUAUUUUUGUUUAUUUGCAACUUAGAUUUUUUUUUAGUAAUAUUUAUUCUGUAGACUAGUCGUGUCCAACCCGCGGCACAGGAAGGUGAUGAAUGCGACCCAGCAAAAUAUCCUAAUAAAAUAAACUUAGAAUUUUAUGAUGAGCAGCAGGCAGAGGUAUUGGUGACAAAAUAUCACCGAAGAAAUGCUUUAUUUACUGUAAUUACAUUAAGGCUGUGGCUAUUGGUGGUUAACUACAAAUAGCGUCUAGGGAGCUAUUUGUAGUAAACUACCAAUAAUAAUAAUAGCUUCUAGGGAGCUAUUUGUAGUUAGUAAGGCAGUGUCUACACGUCCGGCGCGCUGGAUGUAUUUCUCCCGCACUAUUUGUCCGGCUACCAAGUCACAUGACCACCAUAACAAUGUUGCGUGAGAUAUUUGUCCGUAAGCCUUGUCCCUUGUCUCGUGACCGCGAAUGAUUUUAAAAUCUAUUUUUCUACCAAGUAAUUUACCGAGUAUCUUGCAAACAAAUAAUAGAAAAAAAUGCUUCGGUAUAUUACCAAAAAAAGAGGGGGUUAAGCAAUAAUGCAUUCUAGAAGGAAGUAAUCAUAAGAGGGAGUGAAGAGAGAAUUAAAGUAAUAAAAUUACGAAUGCUUGGAAAAUAAUAGUCAGUUUGAUAAAUAAUUAUGUUUAAGGCAUUGAGGCCGAUAGGUCACAAAGAAAUAGACCCUACAUCUUAAUAUAGGCUGAUAUAGUGGAAGCCUAGCCUACAUCUCAUGCAAUACUAAAUACUAGUCCUGAAAAACAACUUUAUUGACAUAGGUCUAUUGAAUCCUACUGGACUCAUUUUAUUAGGUACAUAUUUUAAGUUUAGGCUUCAAGGUAGAGCUUUACAAGUAUUAGUACAAAUAGUUAGUAUAUAGACCGACUAGUUUAAUAUUCAAAGUCAAACACUUUAUUUAUCUCAGAGCAUUUGAAUAUAUUAACAUGUUCAGCAUUUAUUUAUUAUCUAGGGAUGGGAAUAUCAAAUGCAAUGCAACUAUUUUGCCGACGACCACUUGUCACAUGCUCUGCCAGAAAAAAAACGCCUACUAGUCGUCCGGCGGUCACAUGACAUGCUCGCUGGAUGUAUAUCUCCCACACUGUGUGUCCGCUUAUAGAGAGCUAUUGGUACUCCACUACCAGUAGCUUCUACUUCUAAAAAAAAACAAACUACCAAUUGGUGAUAGAUGGAUGUAGUGCAAUAAUUAUUGGUUGUCACAAUUUAUUUUUGAUUACAACAUUGAAAUCACUCUAAAAUAUGCCCCCAAAAAAAAAAAUGUGCCAAAAAAAUUUAUUGUUUGAGUCUAGUCUCUUAAAUUCACUCCAAUCGGAUUUUCAAGACAUAAUACAUUAUUUUUCUUUCAUUGUAUAUAUUUUAUUUAUGUAUCACAGCUUAUGUUUUCAUCAAAAUUAUGUGCAGUUUAAAACAUUGAUUCUGUAUGGCAUUGAAAAACAAAUAGUGAAUAGUGAUUCCUAGACAUAAAUUGAUUAAUUUGUGGUAUGGUUGCACAAUAUACCCAAUGAAAAUUGUACAUAAAAAUAUUGACGCAUUUAUUAUUUAACGAGGGCUCAUUUAUGUAAAUAACACUCAGUAGACAAUUCUCCCAACAACAGAAAAUCAAAACUGGCGCGGGGGGGGGGUUAGUUUUGGGUUGUGUUUGGUUCAAGUGAUCAUGUUCCUAAAAAAUGAUUGGCCUAAGCUUAUUUUAUCAUCGUUAAGCGUAAUCACAUUAUUAUACAGUUUCAUUUAACUACAUUGAUAUGAUUUAGUUUUUAAUAUGCACACUUUGUAUACAGUUAAACUUCUUAUGGUAAUUAUUUCGGCCUGUAUUUUAAUUUAUAAUUUUAAUCAAAAUAAUUAGAUGGAUUUUAUUUUUAUUGCACAUCUUAAUUUAGCUUUGGCUAAAGAGGAAACUGUGUAACAUUUUUUCGGAGUAAGAUCCCUGACCCUUUCCCCCAGUAUCAUACAUCUAUCUAAGAUCUAUAUUAAUUAGGUCUAUAUUAUUUAUAAAUUAUAUAGCCAUAUCUAAGCAUGGGGAAGGCUACAGUAGAUAGUGUUACAACUUUAUUGUAGAUUUUAUAAUUAUUAAUUAGUGCCGAGGUGUUGUCACUAUUACACUCUAGUAAUAAAUGAACAUGGCAAUACUUCGCCAGCCUCAUUGGAAGCGGAUUUUUUAAGCUAGGAAUUUGGUUUGAUUUGAUUGGCUGGACUACCAAUAGCUCUCUAGAAGGUAUUGGUAGUUUACUACAAAGAGCUCCCUGCACUAACUAGAAGCUAUAGGUAUUGAACUACUAAUAUACACUUUAUUACAUUAAUUAAAAGACACAACUAAAUCAAGAGAUUAAUUUUUGUCGGAAGCAGUGAAUUUAAAUAUUUAUUAUAAAUAACUGUAUGUUAAAGUGAUUUCCUUUGUUCACUGAGUGAGAGCAUUUUUGGUAUAGGCUAAUUAUUUAAGUUAAUUUAUAACUACUAAUACUGAUGGUGCCCCAAUGAUGAUAGGUAAAAUAGAUUGAUUGAUUGGAUAUUUAUGUAGCGCUGGUAUCCAUGCUACUUUAGCAAGCUCAUGCUUAAAUGUUUCUUAAACGAUUUUUUAUCAUUUUCAAAUCCCCUCAAACUAUUCCAUAAUUUUCAAAAGAGCGCACUCCGUAAGACUUUUUUCUGUGUUCAUCCACACUGGGAAUUUUCAGUAAUGUUUGUGUUGAAGAACCCAGGCUCUCUAAGGAUACAUGUUUAUAAAUCAGUUCUUUAAGUUAUCCGGUGCAGAGCCUUCUAUGCAGCUGUACGCCAGGGACAAAGUUUUAUAAUUAAUGCGCUUUAAAUUUUUGUGUAGUUUACACAUAAAAAAGAUGAAAUUGUAAAAUUAAAAGAGGACAAUGCACUGCCUCUCAAAAUUUAUGUAUGAUGAAAUACCACUGUAUAAGAGCUAAGGGAUUUAUAUUACUGAUUGAAAUUCCAGGCAUUUAAUAAUAAUUCAUUUACUUUUUGGAUGCUGACUAAAUCAAGUCCUUUAUGACUUUAUGGAAUAAAAAAAACUCUGCCAGAUGAUGUAAACGCUCUCUUUGGUAUUUUUAUUAGACUUAACUGCUCAGCUAAAUGAUUUAUUUUAACACAGUCUUCAAAGUGCCAAAUCACCUGAUCAAUACCAAGUUUUAAACCAUAAGAGCCUUCAAAAUGAAAUAGAAAAUAUUUCAAUCUCAAAUGAAGACAUUGGCUAAACUGGUUCUUUGAACAAUACAAAAAUAUGCAGUCUUGCCUUUCAAUUUGGUUUGAUACAGGAAUUUGAGAAAAGGUUUCAACAUUUCGUUACGUACUAUUAUCAAUAUGGAUAAAUUAAUCUCUUAUUUAAGUAUAUGUAUGGCUCAUUCUAAAACAGUACACAACAAAAGAUAAAACCAUAUGAUAAAUACAAUAACAGAGAAUACAAUACUCAAACCAGGGCUAAUUACAAUUAAUAAGUUUUAUUAAGUUAAUAAUACAUUACAAAAUCAAAAAGAAAUAUAAUUAAAGCUAUUGACCAAUAGAAUAAUGAUUGGCUUGUACCAAUACAGUGUUGAAGAAGAUACAAUGUUGUAAAAAUGUACAUUGAUGAAAAGGAAUCUACAAACUCACAGUAAACAAAUCCCUGUCUUGUAGCAAAAAUAGCACACGCUCACAAAUAUUUCUCGUUAGUCGUCUCUGAAUCUGCCUCCUGUCGCUCAAUCUCUCGGCUUUUAUAACCUGUUUUUUUAGAUAAUUCUAGAAGGCUACGCAUUGUACUCGCUUUCCGCUGCUUCUACAAUAUUCUACCAAAUUUGAAUCAUGAAACAGACCAUAGAUUUGUUAAUUGUAGCCGAGGUCAAAAGAAGAUUAUAACUAGUAUGUCACACCCUACUAAUAGUGCAGCCGAAUUGGGUCAGCUUAAGUUCAUUCAACAGAAAAGAUUAAUGAAAUAAACAGGGCAUAUAACAAUUUCCUUAAAAAUCAUAAAUCUUUUGGUAAAUUUGCAAUAUUUUCUGUCAAUAUAAACAUAUUAAAUGUCAAUUUUCACAUGAAAAGCUUAAAGCUACAAUCUGACAUUCAACUUAAAGAAAAAUUUGAUCAUGUAUCUUAAAUUGGACUUCUACUUGAAUACGACAUAUCUUCCAGGUUUCUUCAAGUCAUCGCUAUUAGGAAGCAUCAACAUUUAUGAUGUGCUAUUUUCAAAGAUGAAACCCACAAACAAAACAACUUGAACUUCAACCAAAAACAUCUGAUGAGCACCUUGAUAACUUACUCAGAAUUGCAUUGCAUCUUCUUUAUUUAACACAAUAUAGGAACAUUAAAGUCUCAAAAACAAUGUAAAAAUUCUCACUAAUUUCAAUUUGGGGGGCAAAAUUUCAUCUACCAAGGGUCCUCUAAAGGUCUUAACUCACACCGAGUACAUUGAAUCAAAAAUUUAAUUUAUUUCCUUCUUGCAUUUUUAUUUUUCACAGAUGAAGCGUAGUGGUACUACCUCCAGAAAAGUGAUGUUUUCCAGAAUUCUAACAAUCCUAGGAUUUUUAUCUUUUAUAGAUACCUCUGCUGCUGUCAACAACAGACCAUUUAUUGGUAAAAAAUAAAAACACUGAAAUUAGUACCGGUAGUUAAAGUUUAAACAAAAAGUGAUUACUCAAACAAAAAAUUUAGACAAAGAGAAUAUAUUUAUAAUAACCAAUUUUUUUUUCCAAGGAAUAAUGUUUAAGCAUUUAAACUUCUGAUAAAGGUACCCGGUUUACAAUCAUAAACUUUUGGUUUUUAAUCCUUCAACUUUGCUUCAUUCAUAUGAACCUUUUUUUUUACACUUUUCUUAAAACUAUCUUAGGAAUGUUAUUGAUUUUUGUUUGGCAUGUCACCUGGGGCAAAAACUAGAUACACUAAAAAUGUGAUCUAAUAGUUUAGUAAAAUACUGGUAAAUGGAAUAUAGAUGAUGCAAAUGUUGAAGUUAUCCAACCCAAUUUUUAACAUCUUUAAUUUUAUUUGUAGGUAUUCUUACUGAACCUACAACAACAUUCCAGUAUGGACAAGAAUUCAUUCAGACAUCUUAUGUUUCAUUUCUGGAAAUGGCUGGUGCACACGUGGUUCCAGUAAGGUAAGAUCUGAAUUAAUUUUGAUUUGAAUAAAUUUAACAUUUUCUUUUUACAGGUACAUCACUUUGUCUUGUAAUUCUGUCUUUUUAUUUAUUAAUGUGAUCUGACAUGCAUUUCUGAAGUCACUGGUUAGUGAUAAACUUUGCAGGGGUUUUUAUUCCCAUCUGUUCAAACAGUCAAGAGUUGUUUUUUUUCAAUUUACUACCGGGUAUUUAAUUAACCUUUCCACUAUUCUCACCAUUGGGUCUAAUAGAACGCUCAAUAGUUUAAAAUUACAGUAAAAUUUUACAAUUGUCUGCUCCUCUAGAACUCUUCAUUUUCAAUUAUUUUAAUUUUGAGUUGGUACUUUUUAAAAUAGUUCAACUAAGAAAUUACCAGUAAGUGGGGGUGACAUAAUAAUUUAUUUUAAAUUUCAUUGACAAAUACAAAUGUAUUCAUUUUUCAUACUGUAGUGAAUACAAUAGUUUUCAAGACUUUGUUGUCUGUUCUCUGUUAAUAAUAUAAGUUAAGUUAGAGCUGGGACAUGGGAUUUCACCCCUUCAAGUGCCAGACCCAGUCAGUCUUGAGAAGUAGAAUUAAGAAACCUUCCACACCACUCUUACGAACUGCAUGGUAAUAUGCUUGAGUCAGUUUCCUCAGUAAGGUACCUCAGUGUUUCCAUUCAAAGAGAGGUACGCUCGGACGACCACAUUAACAAUGUGUGCAACCAGGCAAAUCUAAGGAUCCAGCAUUAAACAGUAACUCAUCCCUCUCCCCCCUAGACAGCGAUGAGGCCAUGACAGGCAGUUCUACAACAGCAAGAGCACAGUACUGAAACUGAUCAUUCGUGCCAAAGACAAACAGCGACUGGAAAAAGAUUCCAAAAGGAACAGUUGAGGUGACAACACUUGACACAUUUGCGUCUAUUGCUUCCUGCCUUCCAACCCCCAGUUCCUAAUACCAUCGCUGAGUCGCCCUUGCAACCAGUGAAGUAUCCACUUCAAAACCAUCCACUGAACAUCGCAAACCCCCUCUACAAACAUAGGUGCCAGAAUGAUCAAUAUAUUAAUCGUGGGCCCUGAAAAUAUAGAAGAAGAAGAAGCUCCAAAGAUUCUUCUUUUUCUUAAAAACUUUCUUUCUACUUGCAUUUCCAUCUUGUGGAACUUAAGUUUUGGCUGUACAAACAUGACAUUUUAAGAGUCUUUCUCAUGCAGUAUUCACCAGGUGAGAGCGGCUGGAAAGUAUACUGGGUCGAUGGAGGACAGUUGCACUGUCGCUCAAAUUACCGUCUUACCUUGCAUUAUGCAUUUUAAGACUUUUUAAAAUUAUUUUAUGCUUUUUAAUGGUUUAAACUCAUAUUUGAUAGAAAGUAUUUUUUUUUUUAAAAGUUUAAAAAAAAUUUUUUUAUUCAAAUCCUAGUUCAUUAUUUAUAUAAAAAAUACUAGAUGAAAAAGAAAUUAAAAAUAAUUGGGCAAUGUUGACUAGAAUAUAAAACUAGUUCAUUAUAUAAAAUUUUUAUUUCAUUUAAAAAUAUCAACAUUUUAAAAAAUGACGAUUUUGUUCACAGAGGAAAGCAGCCAAAGCAAUAUUAUGAACAAUUAUUCAAGAAUAUCAAUGGGUUAGUCUAAAUAAUACAAUAUAGUAGUUUUCUUUUCAUCUCAUGUUCCUUUACCUAAUUGCACUCAAAUGUAUAAGUCAUCCUGAGUAUGUUCAUUAUUUAUAUUUUUGCAGAUAUAGCUUUGUUUCAUGAUAUUUUUAAUAAUGGGUAAUUUGGCCUGGUAUGGUAGAAUGUUUGCUGUAUAUUUAACCAAAAAAACUAAUUGCUAAAAGCCCAUUUAUUAUUUUGUUAAUUUAAAUUAAAAUAUAGUAAAACUUUAUUUAAAGUAUAAAAUCAAACAUUCCUAACCAGAGUCCUAUUCCCUGGUGGUGCUGCUGAUAUAAAUACAGGCCCAUAUUACCAAUCUGGACGAUAUCUUUAUGACUUGGCUAUUCAGGUAAAACAAGUGCAUUAUAAAAUGCUGAUUUAAGUUAAUGAGCCCUUUGAAUCACCAGGUAUAGUCUAUAUAAACAUGAAUGGUUUGAGCUUAAAAUUUAUGGAAAAUUGAUAAAUCCUCCAAAAGUCUAAUAUUUGAAAUGUCACUAAUUGCAAAAAUUUUCAGUGUUAUUAUUAUAAAUGAUUAAUUUUUAUACAACAGGCAAAUGAUAAGGGAGACUAUUUUCCUAUUUGGGGUACUUGCCUUGGAAAAUUGAUAAAUCCUCCAAAAGUCUAAUAUUUGAAAUGUCACUAAUUGCAAAAAUUUUCAGUGUUAUUAUUAUAAAUGAUUAAUUUUUAUACAACAGGCAAAUGAUAAGGGAGACUAUUUUCCUAUUUGGGGUACUUGCCUUGGUCUUGAAUUAUUGACCACAUUAACUGCAAACAAGAACUACCUACAGAGAACGGAGACAGAAAAUCUUACACUGCCAUUAAAGUUUCAAAAAGGUAAUCAAUGUUUACCUAAUUUCUUAAAUUUGAAUCCAAAUCAUGCAAACAAUAAUUACAUUUUUCUGAUAAUGCUGUAUGUAGUAUGAAAAUUUAACCAAAAAAAUCAUCUGUGAAAUUACUUAUUAGACUCUGAGUUACACAUGCAUAAAAAUUAAUUUUCCCAAAAAUGUGGAAAUUAAAAUUAAAACAGUUACUACCCUACCCUUAGUGGUGCAUGGAGAAAAGUAUUUUUCAUCUCACAAGAAAUUGAACCAUUUGAGAAUGUAGUCAGAUUAUUUAAUAGCAGUAAUCUAAUAGAACUUCAAGUCAGAUUAUGACAAGAUUCACUUUUGAUUUAGAAUCUACUGGUAAGUUAGUAAAGCCAUUAAAGAUAUUGAUGAAAUACAGAGAGAAAGUCUAUUUUUAAAUAUUUUAUAGUGUUGGAGGAAAGGGGGCUAACUGAAAUUGAAUAUCAUUUUUCUUUUUAGGUUUCCAGAACAGUCGACUUUUCAAAGAUGCACCCUCAGAUUUGGUAAAAAUCUUAACCACAGAAUCAAUCACUCAAAAUAAUCAUAAUUGGAGUCUCCUGCUGGCGGUGAGUAAAAUAUAA